This is a messenger RNA of Diaporthe citri, 954 nucleotides long. RefSeq lists its product as uncharacterized. The transcript has 2 exons. The record is from RefSeq and is a predicted model, not a curated record. Gene Ontology annotation, molecular function: phosphoprotein phosphatase activity. Bases 1 to 954 code for a protein of 317 amino acids. NCBI's taxonomy places the organism in Eukaryota, Fungi, Ascomycota, Sordariomycetes, Diaporthales, Diaporthaceae. Gene Ontology annotation, biological process: dephosphorylation.
AUGGCCGCCACCACCACGCCACUUCCCGCGCCUCCCUUCGUGGACGUCCCAGGCCUGCCCAACUUCCGCGACUGCGGCGGCUACCCGGUCGCGAACACCACAACCACGGGCAGCGGAGGUGACAAUGGCGACGGCAAGACGCAGAAGAUCAUCCGCCGCGGCAUCCUCUUCCGCUCCAGCGAGCCCUCGAAGCUGACGGAGGACGGCGUCGCCAUCCUGCGCGACACCCUGGGCAUCACGCACGUCUUCGACCUGCGGUCCAAGCCCGAGAUCGAGCGCGACGCCAAGCUCGACGGCAGCCGAGGGAGUGGGACGGCGCCCGCAGGGUCUUUGCGCCUGUGUUCCUGGACGAGGACUACAGCCCUGAGGCUGUCGCGAGGCGGUAUGCGCACUUCUCGAGCGCCGAGGGCGAGAAACAAGGCUAACAGGACAAUGCAGGGCUUCGUCCACGUCUACGACCGCAUCCUCAAGAGCGGCACCGACCCGACGGGCGCGCAGCCCUUCGCCUCCGUGCUGCGGCACCUCGCCUUGCCAUCGCACGCCCCGACGCCGAUCCUGACGCACUGCACGGCCGGCAAGGACAGGACGGGCGUGCUGUGCGCGCUGGUGCUGUCGCUGUGCGGCGUGCCCGACGACGCCGUCGCCCACGAGUACUCGCUGACGGACCUGGGCCUGGGCCACCGCCGCGACGAGUUCGUCGAGAGCCUGACGCGGUCGGGUCCUCUCAAGGGCAACCGCGCUGCCGCCGAGCGGAUGGUCAGCUCGCGGCCGGAGGCUAUGCUGGGUACGCUGGCGCUGAUCCGGCGGGAGUAUGGGGGCGUCGAGGAGUUUGUCAGGGGACGAUGUGGGUUGUCUGACGAGGAGAUCGAGGGGAUCAGGAGGAAUCUGACUAUCGAGGUCGGUGGUGACCAGAACCCUGUUGAUUGGGAGGAGCAUCGGAAGCUGUUAUUAUAG